CCCACCCCACGUGGUUGGAGGUUUCCAGAAGCGUAGCCGCCGCGAUCGCCACCGCCGCCGCCGCCGCCGCUGUGCCGCGCAGCUCCGGGGCCCGUCGGCUGUCUGGUCUCUGCCCUCGUACUCCCUCCGUCCAGCCGCCAUGAUAAGCGCCAGCAGAGCCGCGGCCGCGCGUCUCGUGGGCACCGCAGCCUCCCGGAGUCCCGCGGCCGCCCGCCACCAGGAUAGCUGGAAUGGCCUUAGUCAUGAAGCUUUUAGAUGUGUUUCAAGAAGGGAUUAUGCAUCAGAGGCAAUUAAGGGUGCUGUUGUUGGUAUUGACUUGGGUACUACCAACUCCUGUGUGGCAGUUAUGGAGGGCAAACAAGCAAAGGUCCUGGAGAAUGCCGAAGGUGCCAGAACUACCCCUUCUGUUGUUGCCUUUACAGCAGAUGGAGAACGGCUUGUUGGCAUGCCAGCAAAGCGACAGGCUGUCACAAACCCAAACAAUACAUUUUAUGCUACUAAGCGUCUAAUUGGACGUCGCUAUGAUGACCCCGAAGUACAGAAAGACACUAAGAAUGUUCCCUUUAAAAUUGUCCGUGCCUCUAAUGGCGAUGCCUGGGUUGAGGCUCACGGGAAACUCUAUUCUCCAAGUCAGAUUGGGGCGUUUGUGCUGAUGAAGAUGAAAGAGACUGCGGAAAAUUACUUGGGUCACACAGCAAAAAAUGCUGUGAUCACUGUCCCUGCUUAUUUCAAUGAUUCACAGCGACAGGCCACUAAGGAUGCUGGCCAGAUAUCGGGGCUAAAUGUGCUUCGAGUGAUUAAUGAACCUACAGCUGCUGCUUUGGCCUAUGGCCUGGACAAGUCUGAAGAUAAAGUCAUUGCUGUGUAUGAUUUAGGUGGUGGGACCUUUGACAUUUCUAUCCUGGAAAUUCAGAAAGGAGUAUUUGAGGUGAAAUCCACCAAUGGGGACACUUUCUUAGGCGGUGAAGACUUUGACCAAGCAUUGUUACGGCAUAUUGUCAAGGAGUUCAAGAGAGAGACAGGGGUUGAUUUGACCAAAGACAACAUGGCACUUCAGAGGGUUCGGGAAGCUGCUGAGAAGGCCAAGUGUGAACUCUCUUCAUCUGUGCAGACUGACAUCAACUUGCCAUAUCUUACAAUGGAUGCUUCUGGACCCAAGCAUUUGAAUAUGAAGCUGACUCGAGCUCAGUUUGAAGGAAUUGUCACAGAUCUAAUCAAGAGGACUAUUGCUCCAUGCCAGAAAGCUAUGCAAGAUGCAGAAGUCAGCAAGAGUGACAUAGGAGAAGUGAUUCUGGUUGGUGGCAUGACGAGGAUGCCCAAGGUUCAGCAGACUGUGCAAGAUCUUUUUGGCAGAGCCCCAAGUAAAGCUGUUAAUCCUGAUGAGGCGGUAGCUAUCGGAGCUGCCAUUCAGGGAGGUGUGCUGGCUGGUGAUGUCACAGAUGUGCUACUCCUAGAUGUCACUCCCCUCUCUCUGGGUAUUGAGACUCUAGGAGGUGUCUUUACCAAACUUAUUAAUAGGAACACCACCAUUCCAACCAAAAAGAGCCAGGUAUUUUCUACCGCUGCUGAUGGACAAACUCAAGUAGAAAUUAAAGUCUGUCAGGGAGAGCGAGAGAUGGCUGGAGACAACAAACUUCUAGGACAGUUUACUUUGAUUGGAAUUCCUCCAGCCCCUCGUGGAGUCCCUCAAAUUGAAGUCACAUUUGACAUUGAUGCCAAUGGGAUCGUACAUGUUUCUGCUAAAGAUAAAGGAACAGGACGUGAGCAACAGAUUGUGAUCCAGUCUUCCGGUGGACUAAGCAAAGAUGAUAUUGAAAAUAUGGUUAAAAACGCAGAGAAAUAUGCUGAGGAAGACCGGAGAAAGAAGGAACGUGUUGAAGCAGUUAAUAUGGCUGAAGGAAUUAUUCAUGACACAGAAACCAAGAUGGAAGAAUUCAAGGACCAGUUACCUGCUGAUGAGUGCAACAAGCUAAAGGAAGAGAUUUCCAAAAUGAGAGAACUCCUUGCUCGAAAGGACAGUGAAACAGGAGAAAACAUUCGACAGGCGGCCUCUUCACUUCAGCAGGCAUCAUUGAAACUCUUUGAGAUGGCAUAUAAAAAGAUGGCAUCUGAGCGGGAAGGUUCUGGAAGUUCGGGUACCGGGGAGCAGAAGGAAGAUCAGAAGGAGGAGAAACAGUAAUAGUGGCAGUGCAUUGUGGAGCCGGAAGUACAACAUGCCAUGAAGCUUGGGAGUAAAGGGACUUCCUGAGCACAAAGGGGCAACUUCAGUCUUUUACUGUGUUUUUGCAGUAUUCUAUAUAUAAUUUCCUUAAUAUAUAAGUUUAGUGGCAAUUAGCUAACUCAUUUAAUGGGUGAUGAAUUCAGCAAUAGCAGGUUCAUACUGUUCUGUCACUAGCCUGUUAUUUUCAGCCGCAUGUAAAAGGGGUGGGAUGGGGCUGUGUACCAAUCAUCAUUAAGGUAGAUCUGGCUUGUGCUGAAGUGGCCAUGUUUUCAAGGUAUAAAACCCAUUUCAUAUCCAGUGGAGGGAAUCUGUCAUGGACCUUGAAUUGAGACUAUAUAUAGAUCCUUGUUGGCCAAGAGUACCGCUAUAAAGAAUGGCCUCUGUGUAUGUGGGUGGUCCUUCAACUGAGGCCUUGCAAGACUAAGCUACCUGUGCCAUGGUCUGUAGGUGCAGAAGCUAGGUCAAUGGAUAACAGCUGUGUUAGCCAUAACUUCAUAACUGUGAAGUCUCUCGUGGUCCUACGUUUCUAGAUAUAUCCUCUUGGCUGACCUAUGUCUGGCACCUAUAUCCUUGAUGAUUGUUCUUUUCAUCCAUUCUGGAUUUUUUUUUUUUUUUUUAAAUAAAAUUCCAACAUCAUCUUGAUUUCCUUUAAAUGUCAGUAGUUUCAGGACCUUGACUACACUAUCAGUUUGCAUGCAGGGAGAAAUGAAAAUGACUUCCUAACACCAGCUAAAAGUGUGAACACACUGACGAUGUGGAGGUCUAAUACAAUAUAUUGGCAUGCAUGCUGAUGCAGAAGGACACCCAGGGCUACAAAGUGAAACCCUGUCUCUAAGGACUGGUACAAACAAAUCUAGUUGUAGUCAUCUAUCUAGGAAAAAUACUAAGCAAGUGCUGUUUGCAGCUUUAGUUGGUUUAAGGCAAACAGUGUCAUUGGUAUGAAGUCCUAAUGUCUGAUUUCUGAGACUUGGAACAGGUGCCCAAAGUUCUUCUGUUCUACUUUUCCAUCCUUGAUGUGUUUUCACAGCUCUGUCCUGAGAAAGAUCACUUUGAAUACGUGUGUGUGUGUGUGUGUGUGUGUGUGUCUGUCUGUCUGUCUGUCUGUCUGCAGUUAUGUACACAAGCGCUGACCCAUGGAGCUGUAGGCAGCCGAACCCUAACAGUUGUGCUGUAAAAAGCUGUAUGUGCUGUUGAUCUUUUUCUACACAAACCCCUUAAUUUUUUGAGGCAGGAUCUAUGUAGUGUCCUGGGAUUAAAGGCCUGUACCACCAAACCCAUCUGCUUUCAAAAAUAUUUGGAGACAGAACAGAAAUCCACAACUCAUUAAUAUGUGGACAAAAAAAAAGAAAAAGAUAGGGCCGGGCCAGGUGAUGGUGGUGCACAUC
Messenger RNA from Onychomys torridus (southern grasshopper mouse), 3606 nucleotides. It is a transcript of the gene Hspa9, whose product is annotated as heat shock protein family A (Hsp70) member 9. The transcript has 17 exons. The record is from RefSeq and is a predicted model, not a curated record. Gene Ontology annotation, molecular function: heat shock protein binding; ATP binding; ATP-dependent protein folding chaperone. Gene Ontology annotation, cellular component: mitochondrion; cytoplasm. Gene Ontology annotation, biological process: cellular response to unfolded protein; protein refolding. Bases 140 to 2179 code for a protein of 679 amino acids. Lineage: Eukaryota; Metazoa; Chordata; Mammalia; Rodentia; Cricetidae.